GUUUCUCCUGCGACAUUUAGUCACUGUGGCUUUAAGAGACGCAUCGGUGUUGAAUCCAGGUACCUGCACACAUCGGCGCCCGACCGAGGAAAUGGAUUUCAUGGAAAACUGCAGCAAGUCCUUUGGCUGAAGGCUGGCAGCAGCGGUUUCAAACCCUGGCCGCAGAGACACCUUGCAUGGCGUUCUCCGUCUCAUUAGUCAGCUUCUCCCUAAUAUAGUCAAUGGUCAUUGUGCCUCCAUCACCUCUACCUUGGCCUUUAGUAAACACAAAUAACAAACACAUUAUUUUAACAUCCAUCCAUCCAUUCAUCCAAAAGCCUAUCCUGGACGAUGUGGUAGGGGAUCCCGGAGCCCAGGAUGAACAAGGCACAAUGCAGGGCUGCACCCAGGAUGGGAUGCCAGAAUUACUCAGCUUUUGCAAUUUAAAGAUGCCAGUUUACGUAACUGUAUGACCUUGGACUAUGGGAGGGAAACAGAGCAGAUACAUCUAAUUUUUUUAAGUAUAGGCCUAAAAAUAGCACUGAGUUCUUAACGUAUUAGUAUUUUUUCCAGAAAAACACGUUUUGCAACAUGGAGUUUACCUAUAGCACAUGCACACAAAUAAAUAGAAAACAAAUACGUCCAGUCCAGAAAUUCAUUUAAAUUAUAAUUGAUUCUAAAUGACAAUUUCGAAGAGAAAUGAAAUUAUAUGUAGAGAUGGAUAAAAGAUAAAUAAACUUGGUUCUCGUGUUUGUCUUUGGUUUGAAAUACAGGUAUAACAAUAUAGCUGCGAGUAGGAGUUAAACAUUGACUUUAAAGACAUUUUUAAUUCAAUGUUAACAUAUAAUUCGGCAUCCGAAGAUGUUAACUCGUAAAGCAAGAUUAUUGGACCUUAAUAGUACUGACCGGUCACAUGGGCAGGUUUAUGCGGUUUGACAGCAACCCGCAGGCUGUCAUUUCUGAAAACGCGGAAGUUUCCACCCAGAAAGCUUUGGCGCCGCUGGAUCUACGCUGGAGUCACUGUCACUCCCUGUGCGAACCGUGGCUGCGGCUGAGGGAGAGGGAUGGCCACCUUACCAGCGAACGACAGGAGAGCCUUUGCCCUCAAAAUCAACAGACACUCCUCGGCAGAGGUCAGGAGGAACUUCAGCGGCACCCAUGGCCCUUUCUACAGCCCCCUGCAGCACCAGCGGCACAGCUCCAAUACCUCCGGAUCCUUCUUCCAGAUACCUCAGUCUUACGACGCAUUGGAGCCCCUUGACCUGGAGGAGGUCCUGAUGACACAGCUGAACAGCGGAGACGCUGAACUCAUGCAGGAGCUCGGCGACUUCCCCGAUGACAACCUGGAGGUGGAGCUGGUGGAGAGGGAGUGCCGGACGGUUCGGCACUCGGUGCCGGAGCAGGAGGUGGAGCUUGACCCUCACGUGCGAGACUGCGUCCAGAGUUACACACAGCCAUGGCUGGUGGUCAGGAGGAGGUGCCAGGGGGAUGGAUGGAGUGGCUGGAGCGUGUAUUCGGAUAGGUCAGGCCUGCAGAAGGUCCUUCUGAAGCAGACCUUUGAGAGUGAUGUCGUGCCAGACAAACAAGAACAUCAGGUAAAGUCGCCCCCCCCGGCAGUCAUCAGCGAUGACUCAGGCCGGACGCUGACAUCCUCGGACUUUGACCUGCGCGUGCUGCAGCCUGACGUGCGAGUUGAAGGCCUGCUGUGCUUCAGUAACCCCGAUGACCUGGACCGCCACAACCAGGAGGCCCGCCAGGCCAACCGGCACCCCGAACUCUUUGCCCUGUACCCCCCCGCUGACGAGGAAGAUGCUGUGGAGAUACGGCCGAUUCCUGACUGUCCCAAGGAGCACAGCGGCCGUAGGAUCCUCAUACGCUGUCAGGCUAUCAAGUUUGAGAUAGACAUAGAACCUAUGUUUGCAACAAUGGCCCUGUAUGAUCUGAAAGAGAAGAAAAAGAUCUCCGAGAACUUCUACUGUGACCUGAACUCAGACCAGAUGAAAGUGUCCCUGAAAUCCCACAUUCCCCACACGGACGUCUCUACUCUGGCCAAGUCUGCAAUCUUCUCCAUCACCAACACAUCCCAAGACAUCUACCUGGUCAUCAAGAUUGAGAAAGUACUGCAGCAGGGGGAGAUCAGCGAUUGUGCAGAACCCUACAUGGUGAUGAGAGAGAGUGACACGACAAAGAACAAGGAUAAACUGGAUAAGCUGCGGAGCCAGGCAGAAGUGUUCUGCUCGAGACUGGGUCGGUACCGGAUGCCCUUCGCCUGGGCCAUGGUCAACAUCAUGAGCGUCAUCAAUACGGCGACCCUGGAACGAGACAUGCCCGACUCGGAAGCUCUGAAUGGUAAAAGCAACAUGGAGAAGAAGGGAAACCUGCCCAGGAGGAACUCAGAGCGCUUCAAUUCCAUAGAGGACCAGUACAACCUGACGGCCUUCAAGCCCGCCACCAUCACCAUCAGCACUUUCUGCAAGCAGGAAGGAGAUAGACUGAGCGAUGAAGACCUGUUCAAGUUUCUGGCCGACAUUAAGAGAUCUUCCACUCUGCAAAGAAGAAUAAAGACGAUCACAGGCACCAUUCGCCUGGAUGUGUGUCCAGCUCCGGAGACCUUGGCAGGCUGUCUGUCUCCUGAGCUGAUUCCAGUGAAACCAGUAACAGAAAAGAACCAACGCCCUUUAAAAGAGGUUCUAGAAUUCCCAUCCAAAGAGGUUUUUGUACCACAUAACAUUUACAGGAACCUGCUGUAUGUUUAUCCUCAGAGACUGAACUUUGUAAACAGGCUGGCGUCAGCAAGGAACAUCACCAUCAAGAUCCAGUUUAUGAGUGGGGAAGAACAGGAGUCUUGUCUGCCAGUAAUUUUUGGGAAAUCCAGUGGACCUGAAUUUGUACAGGAGGUGUACACACCAAUCACUUACCAUAACAAGUCGCCGGAUUUUUACGAGGAGGUGAAGAUCCAGCUUCCGGCCAGAGUGACAGAGCGUUACCACCUGCUGUUUACCUUCUACCACAUCAGCUGCCAGCAGAAGCAGAAUCAGGGAGGGGCCAACGAGACUCUCAUUGGCUACUCGUGGCUUCCAAUAAUAAACAACGACCGCCUCCAGACGGGACAGUACUGCCUUCCUGUGGCCCUGGAUCGACUUCCUGUUAAUUACUCAUUACACUCCCCCGAGAAAAUACCUAAUCAGGUUCCCCCGGUGAGGUGGAUGGAAAAUCACAAGGGCGUCUUUAACCUGGAGGUCCAAGCUGUAUCUUCUAUACACACGCAGGAUAACCACUUGGAGCGCUUUUUCACUCUUUGCCAUGCUCUGGAGGGCAGAGCGUCAUUCCCCAUCCGCGUGCGGGAUGAGAAGAUCCCAGAGAACAAGCUGGAGCACGAGCUGAAGCUGAGCAUCAUCUCUCUGUCUUCGUCCGGCCUGGAGCCGCUCGUGCUCUUCCUCCAUCAAGUCUUGGACAAGCUCUUCAGACUCAUUCUCCAGCCGAUGGUCAUCGCAGGGCAGACAGCUAACCUGGCCCAGAUUGCCUUUGAAUCUGUGGUAUCCAUCGUCAACAGCCUCCACAACAGCCAAGAGCUGGCCAAGGACCAGCAAGGAAGGAACUGUCUCCUAGCAACCUACCUGUAUUUCGUCUUCCGACUGCCAUACACUCAUCGUGAAAUCGUGACCACCGGCACCGGCGGGCACCAGCUGCACCCCGAGGGCCGUUAUAACACCAUGGGCCGUUCCUCGGCCACCUCCGUGGGCUCCAAGCUGUUGCAGUCGCGUGUCCUGAGCAGCAGCAACCCGGACAUCCACGAUAUCCAGGCCACUGCCGACGCUGAGGUCAAGGGCAUCAUGGGUUCCAAGGGUUUAAAUCAUGUGGGCAAUCGCAUGUCCACAUUCGUGGACGUAAACAACUACUUCCAGGCCGCAGGGGCCAUGAGGCCGGGAAAUAAAAAGCAGUUCCACGAGGAGGUGGCCCUGCAGAUGGUGGUUAGCACCGGAGUUUGCCGGGAGAAUGCCUACAAGUAUGCCUGGUUCUUCUUCGAGCUCCUGGUGAAGAGCAUGGCUCAGCACGUCUCCCAGCUGGAGAAGCAAAGCAUCCCCAGAAGGAGCCGCUUUUCUGAUCGGUUCAAAGAUGACAUCACCACCAUUGUGAGCGUGGUGACCGCGGAGAUCGGAACCAUUCUGGUGAAACAGCAGAAGGAGCUGGAACAAGCAGAAAAAGUCAACAUCAGCCUGGCCUUUUUCCUGUAUGACCUCCUGUCGCUCAUGGACCGGGGCUUUGUGUUCCAGCUUGUGAAGAAUUAUUGCAACCAGAUGUCGGCGAAGAGCACGUCCCUGCCCACCAUGAUCACCAUGCGGCUGGAGUUCCUGCGCGUCCUGUGCAGCCAUGAACACUACCUGAAUCUCAGCCUUUUCUUCCUGCACCCAACCUCUGCCCCCGCCUCCCCCUGCCCAUCCAUCUCUUCGCAGAACUCUGGUUCGGGCUGCAGCUUCCAGGAGAACAAGGUGGCGAGUAUGUUUGACCUCUCACAAGACUUUAAGCAGCAGCACUACCUCACCGGCCUGCUGCUGACGGAGCUCAACGCUGCCCUGGACAUGGAGUCUGAGGGGAUAUUCAUCAAGGCGGGUAAGGUGCAGAGGAAGGCCAUCAAUGCCAUCUAUAGCCUGCUAUGCGCUCACGACCUGGACUUGCGAUGCAGCCGCCCUGAGGUCCGGUCAAAGAUCGCGGCUCUCUAUCUGCCCCUUGUGGGCAUUAUCAUCGAUUCCCUUAGUCACCUCGACUUCACAGUGGCGGACUCCCGCGGCGGUAAAGGGAAGUCAGGGGGCCCAGAGGACGAGGCCGACAGCGUCACCCCAAUCAAUCAGUCAGUUGCCAUGGCGAUUGCAGGCAACCCCUUCAGCACCCUGGGGAGAAACUCUUUAAGUUCUAUUAUGUCUGGGUCUUCGAAGGCCAGCGGCACCCUGACGGCAGAGACCAGUCGCAACCUGCUCGUCUGCUUCCUCUGGGUCAUGAAGAACGCCGAGCAGAGCCUGAUCCAGAAGUGGACCGUGGACAUGCCGUCUUCCCAGCUUGGUCGGCUGCUGGAGCUGCUCACCAUCUGCAUCUCCUGCUUCGAGUACCGCGGCAAGCAGAGCUCCGACAAAGUCAGCACCCAGGCUCUCCAGAAGUCGCAGCAAGCCAAGGCCCGCCUGGAGGAGGCGCUGUUGGGUGGCAUGGGCGCCCGGGGAGAGAUGAUGAAGCGCGUGGGAGGUACUGACCGCACCAUAGGCCAGAGGGAGAACCUCCGCUGGAGAAAAGACCUGACACAGUGGCGUCAGACCAACGACAGGCAGGACAAAACGAAGGCAGAGUUGGACCAGGAGGCCCUCAUCAGCGGCAAUCUGGCCACCGAGGCCAACCUCAUCAUCCUGGACAUGCUGGAGACCAUCAUCCAGGGCGUGCCCGUGGUGGACUCCAAGGACGGUGUGCUAGGCGGGGUGCUCCGAGUGCUGCUCCACUGCCUCACCUGCAACCAGAGCACCACCUUCCUGUCGCACUGCUUCGGCACGCUACGCUCCCUCGUGGUGAAGUACGGCGACCUGCUGUUCGAGGAGGAGGCGGAGCAAUGCGCUGACCUGUGCCAGAAGAUGCUGCAGUACUGCAGCAGCUGCGUGGACAGCAACCGCAGUCAGGCCUGCGCCACCCUGUACCUCAUCAUGCGAUACAGCUACAGCUCGGCCAGCAAUUUCUCACGGGUGAAGAUGCAGGUGACCAUGUCCCUGGCCUCCCUGGUGGGAAAGUCCUCGGACUUCCACGAGGAGUACCUGCGGCGUUCCCUGCGGACCAUCCUGUCCUAUGCGGAGGAGGACACGGAGAUGCAGGCCACGCAGUUCCCCUCGCAGGUUGACGAACUGCUCAGGAACCUCAACAGCAUCCUGUCCGACACGGUGAAGAUGAGGGAGUUCCAGGAAGAUCCUGAGAUGCUGAUGGAUCUUAUGUACAGGAUCGCUAAGGGCUACCAGACGUCACCUGACCUGCGGCUGACGUGGCUACAGAACAUGGCGGAAAAGCACAAGACCCGGAAGUGCUUCACGGAGGCGGCUAUGUGCCUGGUGCACGCCGCCGCCCUGGUGGCUGAGUACCUCAGCAUGCUGGAGGACCACAAGUACCUGCCGGUGGGCAGUGUCACUUUCCAGAACGUCUCCUCCAACGUGCUGGAGGAGUCGGCGGUGUCGGAUGACAUCCUCUCCCCCGACGAGGACGGCGUGUGCUCGGCGAGGUAUUUCACAGAGAACGGCCUGGUGGGGCUGCUGGAGCUGGCAGCCGAACUCUUCAGCAACGGCGGUCUGUACGAGAUCGUCAAUGAGGUCUACAAAAUCAUUCUGCCCAUCCUGGAGGCCCACAGGGAUUUCCGCAAGCUGGCCUCGACGCACGAGAAGCUGCAGAAGGCCUUCGAGAACAUCAAUCAGAAGGGCCACAAAAGGAUGUUCGGAACAUACUUCCGCGUCGGCUUUUACGGGGCCAAGUUCGGGGACCUGGAUGAACGGGAGUUUAUUUACAAGGAACCUGGGAUCACUCAUCUUCCAGAAAUCUCCCACAGGCUGGAGUCUUUCUACAGUCAGUGCUUCGGAGGAGAUGCUCUGGAGAUAAUUAAGGACUCUAUACCAGUGGACAAGAACAAGCUAAAUCCAAACAAGGCCUACAUCCAGAUCACCUUUGUGGAGCCCUACUUCGACGACUAUGAGCUGAAGGACCGGCUGACGAACUUCGAGAAGAAUUUCAACCUGCGGCGAUUCAUGUACACCACGCCAUUCACCAAGAGCGGCCGGCCGCGGGGCGAGCUCAACGAGCAGUACAAGAGGAAGACCAUCCUCACUACCAUGCACGCCUUUCCCUACAUCAAGACCCGCCUCAACGUCAUCCAGAAGGAGGAGUUUGACCUGACGCCUAUUGAGGUGGCCAUCGAAGACAUGCAGAAGAAGACACGUGAGCUGGCUGUGGCCACCCAUCGGGAACAGCCUGAUGCCAAGAUGCUUCAGAUGGUGCUGCAAGGCUCCGUUGGCGCUACUGUCAAUCAGGGACCCUUGGAGGUGGCCCAGGUCUUCCUGAACGAGAUCCCGGAGGACCCCAAGCUCUUCCGUCACCACAACAAGCUGCGGUUGUGCUUCAAAGAGUUCAUCCUGCGGUGUGGGGAGGCGGUGGAGAAGAACAAGCAUCUUAUCACACCGGACCAGAAGGAGUACCAGCAGGAGCUGAAGAAGAACUACAACAGGCUGAGGGAGAGUCUGCGGCCCAUGCUGGAGAGGAAGAUCCCAGACCUGUACAAAUCCAUCGUCAAGCCACGGACAGAAAACAGAGAUUCUUUCAAGCGACAAAGCUUUCGAAAGACAGUAGAGGAGAACUCAUGAGACCCAGGGUUACCUCCCUCACGUAAAACCCCCCUACAAUGACCGGAUGGGCUCAUUAAGACAAGAGAGUGAGGGGAGAGGUGAAGACGGGAGAGAAAUGUCAAACAGCCAGAAAACCGCCUGAAACAGACCCCCGUCUAACGGUUUCACAUUGAAAAGUUCAACCUUCAUCAUGGGUCUCUGCCGGAAACUGGCUAAAGAGGAAAUCAGGAUAAUGCCAAUAAAUGUUUUACAAAAGAAUCUGGUUACUGUAACAGAGGUGCACAAACACGUAGUACAGUGUUGGUUAAGCCUAACUUAUAUUACAAAAAAAAAACUAAAAAGUAAACAUACAUUUUAAAUUAUAGUGAAAGCAGCAUCUUUCAUUUAUUUUAAUAUAUGAUAAUUUACCACUGAAACAGUAUAAGUUCUGUAUAUACUGUUUGGAACAGAGGUAUCCUAGAACAAUCUUGUUACAAGAAUGCUGGUUUCUAAUCAUCAGGAACACACAUCUGAGAAAAAAGUUCUUCAUAAACAGUCCAUAUGAACUCUAGAACUAAGAUCAGAAACAUCAGUAAUAGUCAGAGUGAAUGAGCUGUGUGUAAACAUGGAAUCUUGUUUUGUUUGUUUGCCUUUAAGGCUCUCAUGCAAAAAGCAUAAUGCAGCUUACAAUCAGUUUGACUUUCAUUGUAGGUGGCAACAGUAGUCUGUGCCACUGGGAUUUGAAAUGCAUUACCCUGGAAAAAUAGGGGAUAUUAAUAAGACCACUUGGAUAAUCGCAGUCACAUGCAAUUAGCUAUACUGAUCUGUAAGGUAAUACUAUUUAUUUUGGGCACGAACAUAUAUUUUCUAGAAGAAAACCACGGUACGGUGACCAUGAAUCUUAAAAAAACUUAGGCUUCAUAUUUAAGAAAAUUGCAGCUAGUGCUACUGAAAACAAGAAGUGGCUUCAUGCUUCGUUGGUUAAAAGUAAUGUGACACAAUAGAAUAUAGUAUAUGGUGUAUGUGAUUGUUGGUGCUAGAGAGAUUAUCCUUAACCAUACAAUCGAAUGUGAGGUAUGACUGAAACAAUUAAAAGCAAUACAGAUACAAGACAUAUCAAUGUACUAAAUUAUUUUAUGAGUGUAUAUAGAGGAAUCUCCAUCAUAUAAGCAAUUUUUGUAUGUUUUAUUUUGACAGAAAUUUUACUGUAUUUUUUAUUGUAAAAUUAGGUCUAAACUUGGUUCAGUUAAGAUAUUUUAAAGCUCAAAGUGGCAUUGUUAUAUGGAAAGGGAAUUUUAUUUUAAUAGAAAGCAUAAAAAUAGCAAUUGUAAGUUAGUCAGGAAAAAAAGUAUUUUUAUUCCAGUUUAUAAAUAAUCAUAUUGUCUGUUACAAGAAACUUUGCUGCUUUAUAAGACAAAACCUGUGGUAUUAUUAACAGAAAAAUUAAGCACUGGAAACUGUUUUGGCAAUGUUUUAUGUAUUUUAGAAUACUGUGAUGUUUUACAUGCGCUGUAAAUGGGCUCAGUGUAAUUGUAAUAUGAUGCACUCGAUAGAUGUUUUUUUCCCAAAUAAAAACAUGUUAUGUACA
Paramormyrops kingsleyae is the source of this 8901-nucleotide messenger RNA. Lineage: Eukaryota; Metazoa; Chordata; Actinopteri; Osteoglossiformes; Mormyridae. The record is from RefSeq and is a predicted model, not a curated record.